CCCGGGUGCACCACUAUGGUGGGACAUCUCCCGCGGCUGCUGAGACCACUGCAUCAGCAGAAGCGGCCAAGCAGGCCCGGUGGCUGAGGCCUGGCCUUCCGGUAGUGAGUCUCCGAACACUGCCGCCUCGGAACGCGAUUCCUCCCUCUCGCUUCCCUUGGGCGCAGACGGCCACCCUGCCGGACGAUGCGCGCCCCUGGCUGCUCCGGAGGCUGAGCCCACAGCUCUGCGCUUCUUCCUCACCCUCACAGCCGCCCCCGAUGGCUUUGCCCGGGGCCGAGGGCUUGGCCGACACGCCAGUGUCCCCGGCCCAGGGAGCCCCCGCCGGCUCCGCGUCCUCGUCGUCCGCCUCCUCCGGCGGCUCGGCCUCUGCGGGCGCGGGGCUGUGGGCCGCGCUCUAUGACUACGACGCGCGCGGCGAGGACGAGCUGAGCCUGCGGCGCGGCCAGCUGGUGGAGGUGCUGUCGCAGGACGCCGCGGUGUCCGGCGAUGAGGGCUGGUGGGCCGGCCAGGUGCAGCGGCGCCUCGGCAUCUUCCCGGCCAACUACGUGGCUCCCUGCCACACGGCUGGGCACCCUGCGCCUCCGCCCGCGCCGCCGCCACCGCGGCCCGGCUCGCCGGUGCACGUAGACUUCGAGCUUCUGGAGCUUAAGGAGCUCAUUGGUGCUGGCGGAUUCGGGCAGGUGUACCGCGCCACCUGGCAGGGCCAGGAGGUGGCGGUGAAGGCAGCGCGCCGGGACCCGGAGCAGGACGCGGCGGCAGCGGCCGAGAGCGUGCGGCGGGAGGCUAGACUCUUCGCCAUGCUGCGGCACCCCAACAUUAUUGAGUUGCGCGGGGUGUGCCUGCGACAGCCGCACCUCUGCCUGGUGCUGGAGUUCGCCCGCGGGGGAGCGCUCAACCGCGCGCUGGCCGUGGCCAAUGCCGCCCCGGACCCACGCGUGCCCGGCCCGCGCCGCGCGCGCCGCAUCCCCCCGCACGUGCUGGUCAACUGGGCUGUGCAGAUCGCGCGGGGCAUGCUCUACCUGCACGAGGAGGCUUUCGUGCCGAUCCUGCACCGGGACCUCAAGUCCAGCAACAUUUUGCUGUUGGAGAAGAUAGAGCAUGAUGACGUCAGUAACAAGACCUUGAAGAUCACGGAUUUCGGGCUGGCCCGGGAGUGGCACAGGACCACCAGGAUGAGCGCAGCCGGCACCUACGCCUGGAUGGCCCCCGAGGUUAUCAAGUCAUCCUUGUUCUCCAAGGGAAGUGACAUCUGGAGCUAUGGAGUGCUGCUGUGGGAACUGCUCACGGGAGAAGUCCCCUAUCGGGGCAUCGAUGGCCUUGCUGUGGCUUACGGGGUAGCGGUCAAUAAGCUCACUUUGCCAAUUCCGUCCACCUGCCCUGAGCCGUUUGCCAAGCUCAUGAAAGAAUGCUGGGAACAAGACCCUCACAUUCGCCCGUCGUUUGCCUUAAUUCUUGAACAGCUGACUGCCAUUGAAGAGGCGGUGACCACUGAAAUGCCUCAAGAAUCUUUUCAUUCGAUGCAAGAUGACUGGAAAGUGGAAAUUCAACAGAUGUUUGAUGAGUUAAGAACAAAGGAAAAGGAGCUGCGGUCCCGGGAAGAGGAGCUGACCCGAGCGGCGCUGCAGCAGAAGUCCCAGGAGGAGCUGCUGAAGCGGCGCGAGCAGCAGCUGGCUGAGCGGGAGAUCGACGUCCUGGAGCGGGAGCUGAACAUUCUGAUAUUCCAGUUGAACCAGGAGAAGCCCAAGGUGAAGAAGAGGAAGGGCAAGUUUAAGAGAAGCCGUUUAAAGCUCAAAGACGGACAUCGUAUCAGCUUACCUUCAGAUUUCCAGCACAAGAUAACCGUGCAGGCCUCUCCCAACUUGGACAAACGGAGGAGUCUGAACAGCAGCAGUUCCAGCCCCCCGAGCAGCCCCACCAUGCUGCCCCGGCUCCGAGCCAUACAGUUGACUUCAGAUGAAAGCAAUAGAACUUGGGGACGGAACGCAGUCUUUCGGCAAGAAGAAUUUGAAGAUGUAAAAAGGAAUUUCAAGAAAAAAGGUUGUACAUGGGGACCAAAUUCAAUUCAAACAAAAGAAAGAACUGAUCACAAAGAAAGGAUAAGACCUCUCUCGGAUGGCAACAGUCCUUGGUCAACACUCUUAAUAAAAAAUCAGAAAGCCACACCCCUGGCUUCCUUAUUUGUGGAUCAGCCAGGGGCUUGUGAAGAGCCAAAACUUUCCCCUGAUGAGUUAGAACACAGAAAACCAAAGCAAACAAAAUUGCCCAGUCAGGCCUACAUUGAUCUACCUCUUUGGAAAGAUGGUCAGAGAGAGAAUCCUGUGGAAGCCAAAAGCUGGGAGGAAAGAACCUCUGUGAACUCUGCCACGGACUGUCCUCAGGUGACCCCUAUGAACAGUUUGAGUAGAUCCCCCCAGAGAAAGAAAACGGAGUCGGCUCUGUACAGGUGCACCAGGCUGCUGGCUUCGGUUGCUCUGGGACUAGACAUCAGAGAGCUCAAUAAGGCACAGGCUGCGGAAGAACCCUUGCCCAAGGAAGAGAAGAAGAAGCGGGACGGACUUUUCCAGCGGGCCUCCAAGUCACGCAGAAGCACCAGUCCUCCCACGAGGCUGCUGUCCACAAGUGGGGAGGCCAGCAGCCCCCCUUCCCUCCCACUACCAAGUGCCGUGAGCCUUCUCUCCAUUCCUUCUCUCUCCACCAAGUGCCUGCUGGAGAUGGAUGGUGAAGAUCUGUCCAUGGGCAACACACCUAUCACUUGUGACCCUGUGAUGUCGGCUCCAGAGUUUUGUCCUGCUGUUCCAGAAAGUAGACGGGAGCCUGUCCCCAUGCCAACACUGGAGACUGAUCACAGUGAAUCCGAAAGCCUGCCUCCUUCCUUCCUAGAGCAGACACCUGGGAAUGGGCCUUACUGUGCUUCUUCAAAAGAUAGAGCAUCACAUCACAGACAGACCCUGUCUGAUGGAAGCCAGACCUCAAGUAGGUUGCACACUGGUGCAGCUUUUCUCUCAGCCACCCCCGCCUGUGAACUGCCUCUCCACUCCUCCUCCAGUCCUCUCCGUCACCAGCCAGCCGAGAUCUCCUCUGAGAAGCACAGAGCUGUCAGUGUCCUUCCCCGGCCUCGCCCUGCCUCCCUGAGAAGCCCAGCCGGUCGGCCUCAAGCUGCCCCACACAGAGCAAUGCCUCAGCCUGCAAAGGCCACCAGUGGACGGGGCUGUCCGGAACCGAGCCCUGCCCAUUUCCUCGGUGCCAAGGAAAGAACUAAAUUCCACGUGCCUUCAUUACUGGAUGCGGACAUGGAAGGUCAGAGCAGGGACUGCACCGUCCCUCUGUGCAGAAUGAAGAAUAAAACUAGCCAACCAUCUAUCUAUGAACUGGAGAAAGAAUUCCUGUCUUAAAUUAAGUGCCUUGUAUUGGUUAAGCAUUUCUUUCUUUCUGUUCUUUUUUUUUUUUUAAGGUGAACAAAUGAAUAUAAUAUAUCUACCUUUGAAUUGGUUCAUGCUGCCGUGCAUUCAAAAGCUGUGGCCAUGUUACUAAAUUAGUAAUGGACGGGUAACUUCUCCAACAAAAUGAAUCGGAUUGAGAUUCGCCAUUGUAUUUUUUUUUUCUACUGGAUACUUCUCUACUAACUUGAACUACACAAAAGUGUAAAGCAAGAAAUGUGUAUCCUUGAAAAUUAUGCUGGGUAGAAUUAUCUU
Otolemur garnettii (small-eared galago) is the source of this 3695-nucleotide messenger RNA. It is a transcript of the gene MAP3K21, whose product is annotated as mitogen-activated protein kinase kinase kinase 21. The transcript is spliced from 10 exons. Gene Ontology annotation, biological process: protein phosphorylation. Bases 261 to 3395 code for a protein of 1044 amino acids. The record is from RefSeq and is a predicted model, not a curated record. Gene Ontology annotation, molecular function: protein binding; JUN kinase kinase kinase activity; ATP binding. Lineage: Eukaryota; Metazoa; Chordata; Mammalia; Primates; Galagidae.